AAAGUUCACCUACGGUACAGUUACACUAUGCAGCAGUCACUCUCACACACUGCUGGGACUCGGGGAGUGUGAGGAGUAAUGAGCCACGCGAGCAGGGAAUCGAGGACAGCAGACUGGAACAUUCAACUGCGAGCGGGGCGCUACCUCCUGCGCAUGCUCCCUAGGGGGAGAGGAGGGGACCGGCGAAGGUGUCGGCGCGUUGCCUAGGGCCGGUUGCUAUGGACUCAGAGCUCUCGGUUCCCAGACAUUAGUUCUCACCGGGGAGACAGCGAAGCUGUGGACAGCGCGAUGCGGGCGCCGUUAUGGAGUUUCCUUGUCUGUCGCUGGAGCCCCCAAAGCUGCUGCGCAGGCCUCUUCCUCCUAAAGUGUUACCUGUGCUCAAUGUAAAGAGGCCAGUUACCAUUAAGGAGAAAGGAGUCACCCCUUUAUAUAUACAACAGCAACUUCAAGAUCACUCUUCAGUACAAAGAUCAGAUUAUGACAGCAAUGAAUCUCCAACCACUUUUUCUGUGGAACAGGGAAAUCUGUUCAGCAAAAAUUGGACACUUGAUCAGCGAGCCCCUACGCCUGCUGCUAGUAGAUUAAACAGUGAUGAUUACCCUGUAAACUGGAACAGCCGUAUCCAGGGACAGCACAAGUAUGCUGUCUCUGAGCAAACACAAGAUGGAGAGUUAAUGCACAGAGGGCCCGCAGACUUCCCAUCAAAGAGGCGCCACAGACAACGAGUAGUAAAUGUUCUGCCGAGUGUUAGCGAUAGUGUCUACUACCAGCAUUCCGCUCCAGAAUUUACCUUCAAGGAUAUCAGUGCGCAUCACGCAGGAAAUGUGGCCGAUGUGACAAAUAAGCACAUGGUCUCUAGACUGAACUAUAGCAGCUUGGAAGACAGCAUUGCCAGGUUACAGCAGAAAAUACAAAACAAGGUUCAUAGUGUGGUAUUGUCAUCUUGCAGCAUCCCUGAGAUAUCAAAACGAAUCCCAAAGUAUCAACUUGCUCUAGAACAACAGCUAGCACGUAUAAAAGAGGGAGGGGUGGAAUGUAUACCAAAUAUAGGAGAUGGUUCCAUACAUCAGUUCUUUAAUUCACAAAGUUUGCAAGACUCUGGAACAUUGUAUCGGGAUCAGAGCAAAAUGAUAGCAACACACUGUGAUCUUGCAGUGUUGGAGUGCCUUGUACAUGGAGGAAAUAGUCUCAGUCUAAAGGCCUAUUUUAUAUCCAAACUUCCAGACCUGACCCCGCUACGUAACACUUUAUUUUACCUGAACUUGUCUUUUAAUGAAUUCUGGCAAUUUCCCACAGAGGUAUACAAGCUUGAACAUUUGGAGUCACUUAAACUGAGAAACAACCCAAUCAAGGAGAUCCCAUAUGGUGUCCACAAACUGAAGAAGAUCAGAACUUUCAUCAUGUCGUUUUGUUCUUUGUCCUCCCUUCCUGCUGGGUUGUUUCAACUACCAUAUCUGCAGGUGCUGGAUGUGUCCUAUAAUAACAUUACAUCUAUUUCUAAUGAUAUAUCCAAUCUCAGGGCACUAGAGUUUCUGAACGUGGAAGGAAACAGCCUGCCUGCCUUACCUUGUGGGGCACUGAAACUAAGGCUGAAACACCUGCGCGUGGGGAAUAAUCAGAUGCACCCCUUGUUGUGGGCAGAAAACACCCAAAUUGGACCACAACGCCUAAUUGAUUUAUCAGCCAUGUCAUUUGCCAAAAACAAUAUGUUUCGCUAUUUCACAGUUCCCAGAGAAGUCAAACACAUUCUACGCAGCCUGAAGAUCUGUGAUUGCUGCAAAGGAGUCCUAUCAGGGGAUGGCCUUCGCUUUAUCCGCCCUUGUAACAAAAUCUUCGGGAUCCGGAAGCUACCAUUUGUAUUUCACGCCUGCUCUCCAUCCUGUUACAGAAGUUUCAUGUCUCAGACGGACUCUCUAACCCAGCACCUCUAUGGAAGCUGACUCUAGAUGCUAUUGCUAUAGAUGAGCAGCUUGGUAACCUUACGUUUUACCACCUGUAUACCAAUAGUGUAUUGUCCAUUUAUAGAUUGCCGACCAUGCUAAAUUAUUUAAAAUGUCAGUAGAUAAAAUAUUUUAGGCAUAUUAUUGGAAGAGAGUCUGCAGCAUUAUUUAACUGCUGUAAUAGUGAAGGUUAUAAUAUGGUUAGUAUCUACUGUCAGGAUCAGUCUGUGUUUACAACAAUCUGCCAUAGUUUCAUGGGCAUAUAAUAGGCGUGAUCUGUUACAGUCAGCAGUCUCUGCAAAGGGAUGCGGUCACCAGCGAUCAAACGCCCGACAGUCGGCAUGCCGACUAACUGGAACUAUUCCCACAGGACUAUUCCCAUAGAGUGGGAAUAGAACCUGACAAGCGCAGCGAGACCGCAAGGGACUCUAUUGCGCUCACCCCCUCCCCUUCCCCGCCUUGCCAGCAUUCUGCAGUAGGGAUCCCGAGGUCAGUAUGCUAACCUCUGGGAUUCCCACCGCCGGUCUCACAACCCCAACCCACUGCAAGUGCACGCUGCUGUGUUCCCUUUUGCCCGUGACUCAGUAUCAGCCUCCAUAUAGUUAGUAAAGUCUAGAAAUAAUAGCUGGACUCUGAUCAGUAGCUCUAGGCAACACCUCCACUUUUCCUUUAUAGAAGAUUUUGGAAACCUACCCCUGACUCACAGUCACUCUAUUUAGAGUUCCUCACAAACUUAUAUCCUAACUACAUCAUGGUCAUCAAAACGUUAAAUAUCUUGCGUGUUCAGGUUAUUGGGGUGUUCCCUUGAUCUUUUUUUCUGAUUAUAAACACAAUCUGCUUUUGCACCCUACCACUGGGGGUUGUGUACGAAAUCCCGGUGCUCACUAUCCCGAUGGUCAGGAUGCCGACAGCUGCAUCUUGACGGUCAAAAUUUCGACAGAUCUCGGUAAAUCUUUUAACCAUAACCCUAACUAUUUACUCCCACAGCCAAACCCUAACUCCUCCCCCACCACCGCAGCCUAUCCCUAACCGUCACCUCCCGCAGCCAAAUCCUAAUCCCACCGCUUCCCCGCAGCCUAAUCCUAAUACUCCCUAAAGUGCCUAACCUCUGUACUUAAUUUUGUGAUCUGUUGGAUUCUGACUGCUGGGAUCUUGACAUGCUUCCCCCCACUGAUAACAUGUUGCGGGUGGCAGCAAACUCCCUGUCUGGAGAAAAGACACACUCAUCAGUAACAAGGAGAGUAUGGAAAACAUCAGAACUUGCUCUGCAUUGGGAGGAUUAUCAUUCACUUACGAUCAACACACUUAUGCUCAUGGGUGAUAUCACAUUACUGUUUUAGGAAAAUGCAGCAUUCUAUUGGCUAAUAAUGAUGCACUGUACUAAAUGGGAACCUGCUAACAAGUAGAAAUACAGUUGUCUUACAUUACCCACAAUAGGAUCCUCCUGAACACCUGACCUGUAUGUGGCUCCCAGGACUAAACUUCAGAACCUUUAUUCUAACCCAGUGUUUCCCAGACUCGGUCCACUAGGACCCCCAAUAGUUCAGUCCAAGGGGUCUAUUCAUGAAGCAGUGAUAAGAGUGGAGAAGUGAGCCUGUGGAGAAGUUGCCCAUGGCAACCAAUCAGCUGCUCCAUACAAUUGUAUAGUAUGCAAAUUGCAAAUGUUACUUCAAUGCUGAUUGUUUGCCAUGGUCAACUUCUCCACUGGCUCACUUCUCCACACUUUUCAUUGCUUCAUGAAUAGACCCCCAAUUCUCCUCACAGAAUCACAAGUGAAAUAAUUGGCUCCACCUGUGGAUUCCUAGGUGACCUGGAAAACAUGAACUGUUGAGGGUCCUUGAGGACUGAGGGGCAGAUUUAGUAAGCCUGGUGAAGUGACAAAGUGCAAGGUGAUACUGCUCCAGCCAGUCAGCUCCUAACUUUCAUUUUUCAAACCCAGCCUGUAACAUGGAAGUUGGGAGCUGACUGUCUGGUGCGUUAUCACCUUCCCCUUUAUCACUUCUCCAGGCUUAGUACAUCUGCCACUGAGUUUGGGAACUGCUGCUCUGACUUGUUUACAUGGUACACCAGAAAUGUAUAUUUGUCAUAGAGCUCAUCACAGGAACACAUCGAUUGAAUGAAGGAUUCCUGGGAGCAAGGACACUGUUAGUAGUCCUUGAAAAGCAAUGCUUAAUGCAUGCAAAAUGGUAGCCAUGAUUUAAGAGAAAUCAUUAUGGCAGGAAAGGAAAUCUAAAACUGAUGUCUGAAUAAAUUCUCAUUACAUAGGGGUCGAUUCAAUUCUCCGACAGUUUAAUAGCGCCGGGAAUUAGCUCCCGUGCUAUUCAAUACAGCGCCAAGUGAUACUCAAUUGUCAGGAAUUCUUCUCUCACUCCCGCGGGAUGCAAGAGGAAGUCCGCCAAAAGUGCUACCGCGCAGCCGGCGCAAGGCUGAUUCUGUCGGGAAUCAGCAUCGCAGCGGGGAGUUAAGUCGGAGAAUGCCCGUUCUCCCGUCAAAUCAACCUGUUAAGUAUGGGAGAACGGGCAUUCGCCGACUUAACAUGAGCUGAAUUGAAUAGCGACGGGAGCUAAUUCCCGGCGCUAUUCAACUGUCGGAGAAUUGAUAGGGUUUGAAUAAACAGUUUUAGUUGUUUAUUGUUACUAAAAUAAAUACAGAACCCAAGAACACUGAUUGACAAUAAUGGUGAGAAAGUCAGACAGCUCAUUGGGAAUUCUGUUUCUCAGUAACAGCAGAUUGCUGAUGUUUGACAAGCAGGAAUUUAAAAAAGGAGAUAUCAGCAUGUAACGCCAAACCAACCUACAGCAAAAGGCUAGUUUUAGACAUGUUUAAUGAUCGCUCCUCCACUGACACAAGUGAUAGAGUUUCAGAAGAAGUAGUGAUGCACUUCAAAACUACUGCAUACAUUUGUGUGGUUUGCAACUCAAUCUAUCACUAUUUGUCAAUAUGGAAGCAGAUAGCCUAAAGCUAUGUCCACAACGCUGUCUUUCUCAGUUGUGUACCAGAUGUGUGUAGGAGCAGAUGAGAGCAGAAAAAUGAAGUUUUCAUCCUUCUUACUCCAUUUCAUCCAAUGUGUGGGGACUACGAGCGGUCCAAAUAUUCAUCUAUUUUUUGCUUUUUUAAUCAUUAUUCUCUUGCAGUGGCAAGUUUCUCAUUAGACAGUGAGGCACAUGCCUAGGGUAGCACUUCUUAGGGGUUGGCACUUGGGUGCAUGUUUCAUUACUGUCAAUCCAGAAUUACCAGUAACUACUCAAUAUUUCCUCUCUAAUGUACUGCAGACCAGUUUAAUUUAAAUGGGCAGGACAUGGGCAGACUGCCCUGUAAGCUAUCCUAUGUAGUAAAUAUGUAUACAUAAUUAAAAAAUGAAUGAAAUGUAA
Molecule: messenger RNA, 5311 nt
Organism: Pseudophryne corroboree (corroboree frog)
Lineage: Eukaryota; Metazoa; Chordata; Amphibia; Anura; Myobatrachidae
Gene: LRRC63
Product: leucine rich repeat containing 63
Exons: 11
Coding region: 303-1940 (545 amino acids)
Molecular function (GO): protein binding
Source: RefSeq, a predicted model, not a curated record